Melanotaenia boesemani (Boeseman's rainbowfish) is the source of this 2035-nucleotide messenger RNA. RefSeq names its product hepsin (gene hpn). Gene Ontology annotation, biological process: proteolysis. Gene Ontology annotation, cellular component: membrane. The record is from RefSeq and is a predicted model, not a curated record. NCBI's taxonomy places the organism in Eukaryota, Metazoa, Chordata, Actinopteri, Atheriniformes, Melanotaeniidae. The transcript has 13 exons. Gene Ontology annotation, molecular function: serine-type exopeptidase activity; serine-type endopeptidase activity. The coding region runs from base 382 to 1665 and encodes 427 amino acids.
UUUAGUCUUCCAAAUGGUGCUGUCUUUUAAAGUAGAAGCUGGCGCAGGUGGUUUUGGUUGAUAAAAACGGAUAAAACCGUGGCUGGAAACUUUGGUUCACCUUUUUCUCAUUUUUCUUUGUUGGGGUCAGUAACCUGUGAAGAGAGGAAAAAACAGGUGAAAAACCGGGAUUCAUCAGUGGUGGUGUUAAGACUGAAAUAGCGCAUGUUAGAAGAAUUUAUUAUUGUCUAAAGGCGACAACCAGGAUCCACCUGUUUAAACAAGCAAGCAAACAAACAAACAAACAAACUACAGGUAAAAGGGCUGCCAAGGGAUCAGAGGAGGAAAGUAACCAACCCUCAUCAUUGUCUACUGCUGCCCUCUUCUUCCUACUGUGCUGAUAUGUAUGCUGAGAAAGUUGUGACAGAGGGGAAGAUGGGGAGCAGGGGGAUCUCUUUGACCUGUGUGCUGACCCCCUGGCGGGUGAUCAUGGUAUGUGUAACAUUGAUGACCCUUGGAGCCAUUGGAGCUGCUGUUUGGGCCGUAGUGACAUUUUGCACAAUGGAGGAAGACACGGGACUCUAUGAUGUCCAGGUAAAUUCACCUGACCAACGUCUCAGAGUUUUCGACUCUGCUCAGAGGAGGUGGCGCCAGGUGUGUUCCUCCUCAGCCAAUGAACUUCUAGCUAGCAUCAGCUGUGAAGAAGUUGGAUUUGUCAGUGUGGUAAAUUACUCAGUCACAUCAGUGCCAGAAGCCAGCGGUGAUGGUGGAGAGUUCUUCUGUGUCCGACAGGAAGAACUUAGCUAUGGCAAGAAAAUCAAGGACUCAUUGUUUCCAUGUGAUUGUGAGAGCAGGGAAGUUCUCACACUUUUGUGCCAGGACUGUGGCAGACGGAGUUUUGCAGCAGACCGUAUAGUAGGAGGUGUGGAUGCAAGGCAGGGUAGCUGGCCGUGGCAGGUCAGUUUACAGUAUGAUGGUGUUCAUCAGUGUGGAGGAUCCAUCAUCUCAAACCGUUGGAUUGUUUCUGCAGCUCACUGCUUUCCAGAGCGCUAUCGCUUUGUUAGUCACUGGCGUGUACUGCUGGGCUCCAUCUAUAAUAAACCAGUCAAUGCUAACGUGGUGGAGGUGAAGACCAUUGUUUACCACAGCAGCUACCUGCCCUUUGUAGACCCCAAUAUUGACGACAACAGCAGAGACAUUGCUGUACUGGCCCUUACCCAGCCUCUCACUUUUAAUGAGUACAUCCAGCCUGUUUGUCUGCCAGCAUAUGGCCAGAGACUUAUAGAUGGACAGAUGGGAACAGUGACAGGCUGGGGAAAUGUAGGAUAUUAUGCUCAUCUAGCAGACGUCCUCCAGGAAGCAAACGUCCCCAUAAUCAGUGAUGCUGUCUGUAAUGCUCCUGAUUACUAUGACAACCAGAUCACCACCACUAUGUUCUGUGCUGGCUAUGAGAAAGGUGGCACUGAUGCCUGUCAGGGAGACAGUGGUGGUCCUUUUGUGGCAGCUGACUGCCUCUCUAAGGCCACUCGUUAUCGUUUGCUUGGAGUGGUGAGCUGGGGAACAGGCUGUGCCAUGCCCAAGAAACCAGGUGUCUACACUAGGGUGUCACGAUUUCUGCCCUGGAUAUCUACAGCCAUGAGGAACUAUCAGAACUCACCUGGUGUCCACAAGCUAGCACGAACAUGAAAUCCCUGCACCUGUCACUGCACUUGGAUGGUAGUAUGUCCAGUUCCUGUCGGUGAUACUGUGAUCAUACGAAGAUGAAACGCUGUGAUCUGCCUUCAUGGCUUCAAAUAUUAGUUCUCAUUUGAACAUUUACCCAGACUAACAUUUAAGACAUGAAGCUUGAAAGUCAUCAGUAAAGAGAACAUUUUUAUUAUGAAGUUAUAAAUAAACAUUAUAAUGUAAAAAAAUGUUUAAAAAAAUCACUGUACUAGAUUUAAAUUUUCAUCAGAUGUUCCGAGGUGUACUCUUGAGUUAGAAAUAACUAAUGUAACUCCUGAGCUAAACAACAUUAAAUUGCUAUUACAAUGUGAAACGGAAGUCAAAGAAUUCU